AGCCCGUCAUUUAUAGUACAGUCGGAAGACAAAAGUGGUUGUAUACUUAUUUACCGUUCCAUGAGAACUGGCUUUACCUACUAUGUUAUUGGGCAGCUUAUGCAAUGUGCAAAGAAAUUCUACGCUGUUGAUGUGGACAUCACUGUUUUGGAAGAAAUAGUUACUGAAAAGGGUUGCCAUGUAACUUUUAGAUUACAGUUUGACAACAGAGGAUUUACGCCAUCUGGUGAAAAGGGUGACACGGGCAUUUACUUGAGCUCCUAUCCUGAAAUAAAGAGCUCUACGUUUUUUAAGCUGUUCCCAUUUUGUCUAGUCUUUAAUGCAAAGAUGAAGAUUAUUGGCUGCGGUGGGAAUCUUGCGAGCUUACUAAAGACGAAAGACUUGAUAGGAUCUUCAGUAACUGACAUGUUUAGCUUACGACGGCCACUUGUGGACUUUACCUGGACCAAUACAAUGUGUCUCCAGAAAGUGAUUUUUGAGGUUGAAUGGCGGAAAGAAGAUUUAAAUAAUGACUUUAUGAGCAGUGGCAUAAAAACUGCUAGGUAUGGCGACAAGCGGGCAGUCAAUUUCAAGAGGCUGUUGCUUAGAGGACAAAUGAAAUAUAUUAAGGAUUGGGAGGCAGUCGCAUUUCUUUGUACCCCAUUAUUAGGUAACUUGGAUGACAUGUUGAAAACAGGAAUCUAUCUACAUGACUUGAACAUGUUUGAUAACAGUCGUGAUUUGGUACUAGCAGGUCAGCAGUGCGCCUCCGACCUAGAAUACAGCAUGGAAAAGCAAACUGCAUGGUCGAGACAAAUCGAAGAUACUCUUCAAAAAUUGGAUAAAGCAAGACAACAAAGUGAAAAUCUGAUCAACUCAAUGUUAACUAAAAGUAUUGCUGACCGACUUAAGUUGGGCGACGAUGCUUUAUCAACUUGUGAAGCAUUUCCUCAAGUAACGAUUUUGUUUAGCUACCUUGUAAGAUUCUCUGAUAUCUGCACUGAAGGAUCACCUAUGCAAGUAGUUCAGUGUAUACAAAAUGUGACAGAAGUUUAUGACAAAAUUGUGGAAAAAUAUAAACUUUUCAAGGUGGAAACGCUCGGAGAUGGAGUGUAUAUGGUCGCGGGUGGUGUACCCGAUAAAUGUUUAGAUCAUGCUCAAAAAGUUGCUGGGCUGGCUUUAGAACUUGUAGAGAACGCAAUGUACGUUAAAAAUCCUAUCACGGGAGCUGGUAUGCAGGUUAGAAUUGGCAUGCACACAGGUAGUGUUGUUGCUGGCAUAGUUGGUAAAAGGACUCCACAGUACUGCCUAUUUGGAGAUACAGUAAACACUGCCGCCAGAAUGCAAACAAAUAGUGAGCCAGGUAGAAUACACCUCACACAACCUUGUCACGACUGCCUUAAAGGGACAGAAUAUUUGUCGGUUUAUCGAGGCAGAAUUCAAGUGAAGGGUAAAGGUGAAAUGAAAACCUAUUGGCUAGCCGGUAAACAAGGAGCUGAAUCAACUAAAAUAAUGUGCAGAAUUCUUAAAGAAGAGCAUCAAAAGCGUCGCCAAGGUUCAGUCGAAAAUCCAUACGACUUACAUGCUCUUCAUAACUCUACAUCGGCUUCCAACUUUAUUUCAAUAUAUGAUUUAAAUGAUGAAGACGAAAAAGAGUUGGAGUUAACGCUAAACUCAGUUUUUGAUGGAGAUUCGACGAUGGAACAUCAUGAAGCUGUUUGACUCAAGACUCAAGAAACAGAUUACAAAUACUUUUUUUAAUUUUAUUUUCUUGAUGAUUCUUUUAAAAAGGACUAUUUAUUUUAUGAAUAUAUAUAAUGAUUAUAAAAAUUUAGAAGCACUGAAAAUAUAAAUAAAACAAAAUUACAAUGCAGGCUACUAAUUAAAUUUAAUCUUUUGUUCAAUUUCAUCUCGUACGGUUUUUCUGUUAUGCCUAAAAAAAAACGGUUGUUAUGGUAUCGUUUUCUGUUGUAGAAUACUAUUUAGGAGGAAAUUAUUGUGUACCUUGGCUCUUUUUACCAUAAGAUGUUUUUAUAAUAAAAUAAUCAAUUUCAA
Physella acuta is the source of this 2034-nucleotide messenger RNA. Its product is annotated as soluble guanylate cyclase 88E. Gene Ontology annotation, molecular function: guanylate cyclase activity; heme binding. Lineage: Eukaryota; Metazoa; Mollusca; Gastropoda; Physidae. The record is from RefSeq and is a predicted model, not a curated record. Gene Ontology annotation, cellular component: guanylate cyclase complex, soluble. Gene Ontology annotation, biological process: response to oxygen levels; cGMP biosynthetic process.